AUGCCUCACGACUAUGGAUUGGGGGAUGUUGGCUUUCAGCCUAAGCACGUGGAUCGAAAGUUACUAUAUGUCAGCCUCGAGGAGCGGAUUAAAUACUUGCACGAAUUCCUAGACUUCAACUCAGCGGACGUUGAGGCCCUCCAGUCCGGAGCCAAAUAUAUCAAACAACUCAUCCCGGCAGUGGUAAAUCUGGUAUAUAAGAAGCUGCUCCAAUAUGACAUCACCUCUCGUGCGUUCCAUACCCGAAGCACCGCCGAAGAAGUUGAGCCCGAGGAGGAUUAUCUACACGAGGAAACACCCAAGAUCCAACGUCGCAAAAUGUUCCUGCGGUGGUACCUCACCCGCCUAUGCCAAGAUCCCACCAGCAUGGAAUUCUGGCGGUACUUGAAUAAAGUUGGUAUGAUGCAUAGUGGCAUGGAGCGGAUGCACGCUUUGAACAUCGAGUAUAUUCAUAUCAACGCCUGCAUGGGAUUCAUCCAAGACAUCUUCGUUGAGGCUCUGCUGUCGCACCCGCACAUCUCUCUGCGACGGAAAAUUGCGCUCAUCCGUGCGGUCAACAAGAUUCUCUGCAUCCAGAAUGAUCUGUUCGCCAAAUGGCGCGUUCGUGACGGCGACGAAUAUGCCGAUGAGGUUUCCAUGUACAGUUUCGGGUCCAAAGAGGGCUAUCUGGGCGACCAGAAGAUCUUGGGAAGCAGCUCAAGCAGCUCCGGCGAUGAUGAGACGGCCAGCAUUAUCAGCAGUAUGGCGCCCUCAAUGCAGAGUGCCGCACCAUCGAUCGCGACUACGACUUCGCAAGCCAACCACUCCAAGGUCUCUGUUUGUCCCUUUGCCGACCUGGCAAAGUCAUCCUCCACCACUACGGAAACGAAAAUCUGGGCCAAUUGA
Messenger RNA from Penicillium macrosclerotiorum, 885 nucleotides. Its product is annotated as protoglobin family protein. The transcript has 3 exons. The record is from RefSeq and is a predicted model, not a curated record. The coding region runs from base 1 to 885 and encodes 294 amino acids. Gene Ontology annotation, molecular function: oxygen binding; heme binding. NCBI's taxonomy places the organism in Eukaryota, Fungi, Ascomycota, Eurotiomycetes, Eurotiales, Aspergillaceae.